AUGUUCCUGUCUAACACCACAACUGUGGUGCCCUUCCUGACCAUGCUAUGGCAGGAGACUGCUGAACAGGGCGGCAAUGUGUCAGACCUGGCUCGCAGGUCUCAGCUCCGAGAUGACAGCAAGCUGGAAGCUCUCUACAUCCUCAUGGUGCUGGGUUUCUUUGGCUUCUUCACCCUGGGCAUCAUGCUGAGUUACAUCCGAUCCAAGAAGCUGGAGCACUCGCAUGACCCAUUCAAUGUGUACAUAGAGUCGGACGCCUGGCAGAAGAAAGACAAAGCAUUCUUCCAGGCCCGUGUUCUGGAGAGCUUCAGAGCCUGCUAUGUCAUUGAAAACCAGGCGGCUGUAGAACAGCCUGCCACACACCUUCCUGAACUGAAGCCUUUGUCGUGA
Molecule: messenger RNA, 390 nt
Organism: Arvicola amphibius (Eurasian water vole)
Lineage: Eukaryota; Metazoa; Chordata; Mammalia; Rodentia; Cricetidae
Gene: Kcne1
Product: potassium voltage-gated channel subfamily E regulatory subunit 1
Exons: 1
Coding region: 1-390 (129 amino acids)
Biological process (GO): negative regulation of delayed rectifier potassium channel activity; ventricular cardiac muscle cell action potential; potassium ion export across plasma membrane
Cellular component (GO): membrane
Molecular function (GO): potassium channel regulator activity; transmembrane transporter binding; delayed rectifier potassium channel activity
Source: RefSeq, a predicted model, not a curated record